ACUGCCUCGAAUCGAAAGCAUGAAUGAGCCUUGUUCUUCAUUAUUUGCGUUUUCAGACUGAUCGAAAACCCUAAACCCUUUUUCUUCGGAUUCUGCGUCUUUCUUUCGCACUCCUCCUACAAAAUUCUGAUGGCAUCACCUCUUGCCGUCAGAUUUCGAUCUCAUCUGCUUCGGACCGCAUCAUUGUUUCGGUCAUCUCUUCGUCCCAACCACAUCGCAUCUCCGCCCUUGUUUGUUGCCCCGCCCUCUGAUGCCCCUGCGAUCCUUCUCACUGAUUUCGCAUCUUCUUCAUCCGGCUACCGUUUCUUCUCUACAGCUCGCCGCCAGCCACUACGGUCUAAGAAGACGGUCGACAUCGGCGCCCGAGCUAGGCAGCUUCAGAAUCGCCGACUCUGGACCUAUGCAUUGACCUUCAGCUGCAUGGCAGGUUUUAUUGUGAUCGUUUUGAAUAAUUUCCAAGAUCAGUUGGUCUUCUAUGUCACCCCGACUGAUGCUCUCGAAAAAUACUCCUCGAACCCAUCGAAAAACAAGUUUCGCUUGGGUGGUUUGGUCCUCGAAGGCAGCGUCCUGCAUCCGGCUUCGUCCCCGGAAAUGGAAUUCGUGAUCACAGAUUUGGUUACUGACAUUUUGGUUCGGUACCAGGGCUCGUUGCCAGAUUUGUUCAGGGAGGGGCACUCCGUGGUGGUUGAAGGGUUUGUAAAGCCCUUUACAGAGGAAGUCAAGAAAGAGGUUUCGGCUAAAAGUGUGUCUGGAAAGGCGAGGAGUGGAGAGUGUUAUUUUGCGGCCACCGAGGUUCUUGCAAAGCACGACGAAAAGUAUAUGCCUAAAGAAGUUGCCGCGGCAAUUGAGAAAAACAAGAAGAUGAUAGAGGCUGGCGUUGCUGUGGGAGAGGCUGCCAAGAGCUCAUAGAUGGAUGGUACAACUCGAUUUUGAGAUUCUUUUCCCUUUUUUUUUUUUUUUUUUUGGUUCUACUAUACUAGACAUAUCAUGAUCUUGGGGACGAGAAGGGGGUUAUCAAACCUGAGGUUUUUCUUAUGAUAAUUAGGAUAGGCAUUGGUAAAUCAUUUUUGUGAGGUGACAUUUCUCAAAUGAAUAAGUGAAAUGAUAACUUAUGUUUACAAAGAUUUCUGUAAGAUGCUUUCCUUUUGCUGUGAGAGGUAGGAGUUUAUGGACAAAGACUAGAGCA
Neltuma alba is the source of this 1186-nucleotide messenger RNA. Its product is annotated as cytochrome c-type biogenesis protein CcmE homolog, mitochondrial-like. Gene Ontology annotation, cellular component: plasma membrane. Bases 130 to 909 code for a protein of 259 amino acids. NCBI's taxonomy places the organism in Eukaryota, Viridiplantae, Streptophyta, Magnoliopsida, Fabales, Fabaceae. The record is from RefSeq and is a predicted model, not a curated record. Gene Ontology annotation, molecular function: heme binding. The transcript has a single exon. Gene Ontology annotation, biological process: cytochrome complex assembly; protein-heme linkage.